AUGACCGGACAGAGUGCAGCCCCCUCUUUGCCGGGCCUCUUGGCCAGCCGCAAAUGCUCGCACUUCGAGCGCGCGGCAACUGGCCCCGACUCGAGUCCUGGCAACGCGGCCACGACUCGGAUUGGCCACGAUGGCAGACUCGAGCAGUCGAGCUGUUUGGCCGACCGGUUUUCAACUGAGCGUCCCGCAAAAUUGGUGAAUAAAAACCGACUCACCAAGCAACGGGAGUGGCCUGCUUUGCUAAUGCUGAUGCUGUUGCUGAUAUCGAUGCUGAUGCCGAUUUGCAUCAAUUUAAACUUGCCUUGA
Messenger RNA from Protopolystoma xenopodis, 306 nucleotides. NCBI's taxonomy places the organism in Eukaryota, Metazoa, Platyhelminthes, Monogenea, Polystomatidea, Polystomatidae. The record is from the annotation of a GenBank genome assembly.